This is a messenger RNA of Helianthus annuus (common sunflower), 564 nucleotides long. RefSeq lists its product as uncharacterized. The coding region runs from base 1 to 564 and encodes 187 amino acids. The record is from RefSeq and is a predicted model, not a curated record. The transcript is spliced from 2 exons. NCBI's taxonomy places the organism in Eukaryota, Viridiplantae, Streptophyta, Magnoliopsida, Asterales, Asteraceae.
AUGGAUCCCUACAACCCAAAUAAUCCCAACUCAAGUUCACUCCCAUUUUCGUCACCCGGCUACACACCCGUCAUGGAAAACUCUUUUUCGGGUUACCAACAAAUGCCCAACGCUUUCAACCAACGAAACCAAUACCAUAUGCAACAACCCAACAUUCCCUUCAACCAAAUGCAAAUGCAACCAAACCCACAAACAUUCAACAUGCCAUAUCAACAAAUGCAAAUGCACCAGCUAAUGCAAAAUCCGCUUAAUAUGCCAUAUCAACCACCGCCACAAGCACGUCCAACACAAAUCGAGGAAGAAGAUGAUGACGUAGAGGUUGUGCCAGAAACGCAACCUCAACCUUCAAAAAAGAAAAAUACAAAGGGAAAGGGUAAAAAAGAAGACGCAGCCGUCAAACAACAGCCAUGGUCAAAAAUUAAGGAAGAGGCGUUGGCGAAGGCGUAUGUUGAAUCGACAAGGAAUCCUAUACUCGGUAACAAUCAAUCAAACGAUGGGUUUUGGCAAGAAGUCCUUGAUAUAUUCCACACGAUUUAUGGAACAAGGCGUGUACAGAACCGUUGA